GCUGAGCCCGCCGCCCGCCCGCCCGCUCGCCCGCCGGCCCGCCGGCCCGCCGGCCCAGCCAUGGCGAAGCAGUACGAUGUGCUGUUCCGGUUGCUGCUGAUCGGGGACUCCGGGGUAGGCAAGACCUGCCUGCUGUGUCGCUUCACCGACAACGAGUUCCACUCCUCGCACAUCUCCACCAUCGGUGUUGACUUUAAGAUGAAGACCAUAGAGGUAGAUGGCAUCAAAGUACGGAUACAGAUUUGGGACACAGCGGGGCAGGAGAGAUAUCAGACCAUCACAAAGCAGUACUAUCGACGGGCCCAGGGUAUAUUUUUAGUCUACGACAUUAGCAGCGAGCGCUCUUACCAGCACAUCAUGAAGUGGGUCAGUGAUGUGGAUGAGUAUGCACCAGAAGGUGUCCAGAAGAUCCUUAUAGGGAAUAAGGCUGAUGAAGAGCAGAAACGGCAGGUGGGAAGAGAGCAAGGGCAGCAGCUGGCUAAAGAGUACGGCAUGGACUUCUAUGAAACAAGUGCCUGCACCAACCUCAACAUUAAAGAGUCCUUCACGCGCCUGACCGAGCUGGUGCUGCAGGCCCACAGGAAGGAGCUGGAAGGUCUGCGGACACCCGCCAGCAAUGAGUUGGCCCUGGCGGAGAUGGAGGAGGAUGAGGGCAAACCUGAGGGCCCGGAGAACUCUUCAAAAACCUGCUGGUGCUGAGCAUCUUGCGUGGAGCGCCCCGCACAGUCCUCUCUCCCCGCAGGAGGGCUGCGGGCACACAGGGAGCCUGGGCUUUGCCCUGCUUCUCUUCUCCUUCGGGUGACCCUGUGGAAUCUCGGCCACUGCUCCUCCCCCUGCCUGGCUCCGGGGAGCAGCUCCUCUGUCCUGUCCGAGCAGCCUCGCCCCCCUCCCCCACCCUCCCCCCGGGAUGGCCCCCUCCAGCCUGUUUCCCCAGCCACAGGCCUGCUUCAAGCCCCUGAUGUGCUAUGAGCACUGCCUCACUACCCUGAGGUCCCAGACGAUGGCCCAGUCUGGAGUCAAGGCCACUGGAGGUUCCUUCUCUAUCAGUGCAUCUGGUCUCCUCUCCACUUCUCCUCGCUUCUUCCCACCUUUCUGUCCCUUCCCCUCAGCUGUGUUCCUAUCAAAGCCCUCCCCCCGCCCCCCCCACGUGUCCUGUGUGGCUGCUGGUACAGCACCUUUCAAUUCCUCCCUCUUUGCCGGGCCGAGGGAGUGGACUCAGGCUCAGGGGCAUGUUCCCUGCUCUGCUCUGGGAGAAGCCCCACCCCGCUUUGUGGGAAAUUCUUCCGGUCCUCUCCUCCCCGCCGCCCCUUCAUGUGCCAUGGGCCUGCCUCCCUGGUGACUGGGGAAAGAGGAACGGCAAGAGAGGAAGGAAAGCCCAAACUGGUGGUCCCCACGCCUGGGGUUGUCCUACACCCCACCCCCACCCCGCCCCAUCCCCAGCUUCCGCUGCACUUGGCUGCCUGCCCUCCUGCCUCUUGGGGGAACUGAGUUUCAGAGAAGAAAAAAAAUGAUGAGGGGUGGCAGGGAUAAGAAGUAACCUCAAUUCUCUACCUGCCCUGCAGUACAUACACUAUUUCUCCCUGACCCCGGCCUCCCGAAUUUAAAGAUGUGGACCAAGGCCUGAGGGCACUGCAGGGGCAUGGAGAGCCCUGGGGCCAACCACACACUCCAGGAAGGGGAGGUGUUUGGAAAUGAAGGACCAGCUCCUAAGUAUCAAGUUAAGAGCCAGGACAGCAGUUUGCAAAGCAGAGGGGAAUUCGGCAGCAGCAGAGAUUCCUGGGCCCCAUCUUCCAUUUCUUAUGUAAGAAGGGCACUUCCCCACCGCCCCAGCAGGUGAGAGGUGACAGAACCACGCUGGUGUUCUUUCACCGAGCCCAGCCUUCUGCUCUCAAGGCUUUCCUGAGACCCAGAGUUUGUGGGAGAAGGGCAGGGGGCUCACAGGCAGAAAGCAGGCGAGCCCUGGGUAGGAAUGCUUGGUGCUGUUCCCUUCAGCCUUCAAGACCAAGUGCUCAUCUUGUUCCUCAGCUCCUGAGUCAGAGGCCUGAGGGUUUGCCAACUGCACUGUGGCUACAGGUGGAGGGAAGCGGACUCCCUCCUCCAGGGCCCUUUGUUUCAGGAAGAAGUUUCUUUAACCCCAUACGGUCCAAGAGUCGUUUGCAGGAGGCCCUUUAAGGAGGGAACAAGUCAGUUACCAGCCCUAGUAGGGUUCCUCCCCACCUUCCCAAGAUGGGAGAAGCCUAGGGAGGAGGAUCAGUCUUAAGCUGCAUUGCAUGGCUGGCGCUGGAGUGAAAACAAAACUGGGCAUCGAACAUUCACUAAUUAAAGACUAAAAUCCAGGACACACACAUGUGAAGGGUUAAGAGCCCCACUUCCUUACUCCUCGGAAAAAAUGGGUGGGGGUUGAAAUUGCCAAACCUUUCCUCUGACUCUUAUCAAAUCAGGAGAGGGCAGGAGAGGGUAGCUCAGGAUGAGGGAAUGGGGGAUGGGUUAUUGUAGUGGAAGGAAAAGGAAGGCAGGAAUAGUUAUAAAUCGUCAGCUAAUGAGAAAUGUAAAGAGCUGCCUCUUUAGGACGAAGUCACGACCACAGCUGAGGAUGUUUCCUUGAGAACUAACUCCUCAGCUGUUAAAACAUGCAGCAUCACUCUGGGGUGGGGAGGUCAGCAGUGCCAACCCGCGGUGUGCCCUCAGCCAGGGGCUUGGGGGAGGGGAAGUUAUACUGGCCACUGGCUCCAACCUGUGGUCACUGUUGCUGCUUUCCCUGAAGAUCUGGCCGAGGACCAUUGCCUUUCUCUCCUAGCCCCCCUGGGGAAGAGGGACUAUAUUUUUACUGUACCCUAGGGGUUCUGGAAGGGAAAACUUGGGGUUAGGAUUCUAUGGCCUGAGAAGCCCCAUCCGUAAGGGCCACAGCUGGGGAGAGGUAUGGGGCAGGAGAGGGGUUGGGAUUUUAGGGUGCAGCUAUGCUCAUGAGGUACCAGAGUCAGCCUCUCACCCCUAAACUUCUCCAGUCCCGGACGCAGCCUGGGACCUGGCCUUAGACUGUUGAGCAGGUGCGCCUGCCUGUUGGCUCCACCUUUGCACCUGUUGUCUUGAGGUUCGGCACAGCCCCAGGCUCUCCACCUGCUCCUGAGCCCCAGCAUCUCCCUGUGACGGGUAAACUUCGUGUGCUGUGUCUCGGGUCCAGGAUAUGAAUUGUGAGCAGGGUUCAUCUAUUUUAAACACAGAUGUUUACAAAAUAAAGAAUAUUUCAAGUCA
Messenger RNA from Globicephala melas (long-finned pilot whale), 3252 nucleotides. It is a transcript of the gene RAB15, whose product is annotated as RAB15, member RAS oncogene family. The record is from RefSeq and is a predicted model, not a curated record. Gene Ontology annotation, biological process: Rab protein signal transduction. Lineage: Eukaryota; Metazoa; Chordata; Mammalia; Artiodactyla; Delphinidae. Gene Ontology annotation, molecular function: GTP binding; GTPase activity.